UUAUGAAAUGGUUUUAAAUGUUCAAGAGGUCAUUUCCCUCGUUCGGAUGAUGUUUUUCCCUUUGAUCCCGACCUAUGAACCCUAAGUGAUAAUAUAAAUAAAGAAUAAUUAAUGUAAUUGGAAGAAUCUACUGUCAAGUUUAGUUUUAACACGUAUCCACGGGUUCUUCACAGUCUGAAGAUGUUGUCACAGAAAACAUCUGGAAUGUUGGUUGUGAUUUCAAUUGUGAUAGCUUUCACUGUCACAUGUCACGGAAGUGCAGAAGAGUGUGACGAAGAUGAAUUCAAGUGUCGAAGGGGCGAAUGUAUUCCAGACGUGUGGAAGUGUGAUGGCGAACCGGACUGUAGAAACGGAAAAGAUGAAAAGAAUUGUCCGACAGAGAGAUGUGACGAAGACCAUCAUUUAUGCAAUGACAAUUCACCCAAUCGCUGUAUCCCAAUAGCCUAUAGAUGUGACAAUGACCCUGAUUGUGAAGAUGGCAGCGAUGAGGACCCUGCAAUCUGUAGAGCCCCAAGACCAAGUGGAUGAAAAUAUACAAAAACUUGCACAGUAACAGAAACUGAGCGUAUAGUGUCAUUUCACUGUCAGAGAUUAUCCCGGUAGUUCAAAAAACAUUUCUACAAUUUAAUUUACAAAUUUUUCGUUUUUAUUGUUAUGCAUUGUUUAUUUCAAAUAUUAAAUUUUUACAUUUUC
This is a messenger RNA of Mytilus trossulus (common blue mussel), 693 nucleotides long. Its product is annotated as low-density lipoprotein receptor-like. Gene Ontology annotation, molecular function: protein binding. Lineage: Eukaryota; Metazoa; Mollusca; Bivalvia; Mytilida; Mytilidae. The record is from RefSeq and is a predicted model, not a curated record. The coding region runs from base 181 to 528 and encodes 115 amino acids. Gene Ontology annotation, cellular component: plasma membrane. The transcript is spliced from 4 exons.